AUUGUGGAUCGUAUGAAAAGUCGCUUCCUUUUCUUUUGCAAAGCACCAAAACCAGGAUAUGCAAAGUCACGAUUGGCUCCGUUUCUUGGAAACUCGACUGCUGCAGAACUUUCCGCAGCGUUGACGGAAUAUGUAUUGGAGCAGUUGCUGCAGCACUUUUAUAGUGUAAAUACAGAAUUGUGUUUCGUUGUUUGUUAUACUGGAGAGGAAGAUAUUUCCUAUUGGCACAGUUGGUUUCUUCCAAUUUUUACUCAAUAUUUUGGAAAAGCAAGCCAAAACGACAGUGGAAACUUUUCCUUUGAAAAGAAUUUUCAGUUAUCGUUUGUAGAACAGUCGAAUGGUUCUUUAGGUGAUAGGCUGAGGCAUGCUUUUUACAAAAGUUUUGAAACAGGAGCGAAAAAAGUCAUUGUUGUUGGAAUAGACUCUCCAGAUCUUGACGGCUUUCUUGUUGAAACUGCAUUGAAAGCUUUAGAAACUUUCGAUGUUGUUGUUGGUCCUUGUUUGGACGGCGGUUACUAUUUGCUUGGAAUGCGUAGUUUUUGUGAAGAGGUUUUCACAGACAUUCCUUGGAGUACCUCUAAAGUUUUGCACGCAACUCGAAACCAAGCACUGAAUGCUGGCUACACGAUGGACGUUCUACCAGCUUUGGAAGAUAUUGAUGAAGUUGAAAAUCUUUUUAUUUUAGAACGACUAGCAGCUACGACUAACAAAGGGAAGAGAUGGAUAAAAUUUUUGGCAAAGUGGUUGUUGGAAUAUCUGCAUCCCUAUCCAAGUUAUUCUUAUUGCAAUGAAGCCUUGAAUAGUAAGUCACAGGAAGAAACUUUGUUAGCAAGUGUGAGGCCACGAUGGGUUGGGGAGUCUAGUUAUAGCAAAAGUCAUCCAAUUGAAAAGUCAACUGAAAGUAAACCGAUAAAUAAUGUUGGCAGUGAAGUGGAUGCCAUAUUGGUAUAUGUAUCUGUGGUUAAACCGCAAUUGGUUGGAAAGCUACUUCGAGUACUUGGUAAAGUUCUUCCACUGGGAAAGGAACUGUCACAUGUUAAGCGUGUGAAAAGAGACUUUAGUAGGUCAAGUUUGGAUCAGGAUGGGAAGCGUCAUCGAAGUGAACCACUUAUUACUGUUUUACUUUGUUUGAAGGAAGAUUUUGAAAGUUUAGACUGUUCCGUAUUGGAGAGUUUGAAUGAAUUUGGAUUAGAGCCUUUUGUUAUGUCCGUUCCUUCGAGAGCUGCAAUUACAAGAGAAGAAUAUGUAUCCUUAUGUCCCAUUUGGCCUGUAUUAUAUCAACCUCUACCACCACCUCGUCCAUUGCCAUCCAACGAAGAGAUGCUUUUCAUUAUGCAUCAUAUGCGUAUUUGUUUUGAUAUUGCUUGGCAUCAUCGGAAAAACAGUAACUAUCUCGGUAUUUGUGCUAUGAUGGUUCGACCAAGCAACAAUGAAAUAAUUACAGUAACUUGUGAUACUUCUUGUCGAAGCCAUCUAUCAGAUAAACGUAAAGAAAAGAAAUGUGAAAGAUGCCAACCGUUUACACAUGCAGUCAUGAAUUGUAUCGAAUCGGCAUCAUGGAAAGUGGGUUCUCACAAACGUCGACAGAUCUUACAAAACAAAACUCUUUCUGACUGCUCCUAUAUUUGUGAUGAUUCCGAAAUAUCAUUAACAGGUGAUAGUGAUUCACAUUCUUUUGAAAGCGAAACAGAUACGGAAACUACCGAUAAAUCUUUGUUACCAGAUGAUGCUUAUAUGUGCACUGGAAUGGAUGUAUAUACAACAAGAGAACCUUGCCUAAUGUGUUGUAUGGCACUUGUACAUGCAAGAGUAAAACGAGUAAUAUUUGCUAUUCCCAACAAAUAUUUUGGAGGUUUAGGAGGAGGUCCUAGUGGUACUCAGCUACAUAAAGUAACAGCAUUGAAUCAUCACUUCGAUGUUCUUCAUCUGGAAGGCUUUGAAAAAAUAUGGAAGCCAACAGAACGAGGAAUAAUACUAAACGGCCACUAGAAUAAGGAUUUGAAAAUGAAGUUUCCGAGGUCGAGAUUGAUUUUGUUGUU
This is a messenger RNA of Galdieria sulphuraria, 2039 nucleotides long. RefSeq lists its product as uncharacterized. The coding region runs from base 13 to 1989 and encodes 658 amino acids. Lineage: Eukaryota; Rhodophyta; Bangiophyceae; Galdieriales; Galdieriaceae. The record is from RefSeq and is a predicted model, not a curated record. The transcript has 2 exons. Gene Ontology annotation, molecular function: catalytic activity.